Messenger RNA from Sinocyclocheilus rhinocerous, 9165 nucleotides. RefSeq names its product A-kinase anchor protein 13-like. Gene Ontology annotation, cellular component: actin cytoskeleton; membrane. The record is from RefSeq and is a predicted model, not a curated record. Gene Ontology annotation, molecular function: guanyl-nucleotide exchange factor activity; MAP kinase scaffold activity. Bases 492 to 6737 code for a protein of 2081 amino acids. The transcript is spliced from 33 exons. Gene Ontology annotation, biological process: positive regulation of canonical NF-kappaB signal transduction; regulation of Rho protein signal transduction; adrenergic receptor signaling pathway. NCBI's taxonomy places the organism in Eukaryota, Metazoa, Chordata, Actinopteri, Cypriniformes, Cyprinidae.
AUCCUCCGCCACAGCAUAAGCCAGCACUGCUGAUUCUUAACAGAAACUCAAGUGAUAAAACAGAUUGCCUACCGCCCAAUUCUCUGGAGCCUGAGCAUCAGAAACCCAACUCUGAACAAGAAGAAACCUGCGAAUCAAACAGCUCUGCCAUUGAGGAUGGAUUGUGUAUUCGUCAAAACGGCACAGGAGAUCAUGUCCAAUCGCAGGACGGGGAGGUGGAGCUUGACCCGCCGGCUGUAGGGGAUACUGGGAAGGCGUCAGACAAGGCUGACUGUUCGCAGCAGCGGGUAGUAGGCAAUUCUGUGACUUUCAGUGCCCCUUCCUGUGGAAACCAGCGGGAGGAAGCUGAUAUAGAGCUCUGCGUAGUCAGUGCCAAACAGGGGGCUGCACAGCCUGAUAAAGGGAACCAAGAAGAGCAGGAGGCUUGCCAGAGGAGUUUAGAGACUGAAACAGACAAUAACUCUCAAUCUGGAAACCUUGAGUCCCAAGACAUGGGCCACGCACAAUCUCAGGGUCUCCUCCCCAUGGAAACUAGUCAGCCCUCACUAAGAGAGGAGGAGAGCGAGGGGAGUACAGAUCUUAGUUGGCGAGGGGACUUACCAGAGGAAAGGGAAGGGGAGACGAGUAGCAGCCAGGAAAUAGGCUUACACUCUUCAGCACUUUCUUCCCAUGAUCCAGAGGAAAACAGUCAGCACGAUGACAAGACUGAGCCCAAGCUGUCUACGGAAUGCUCGGUGGGAACAGAUGAAGUUAAAUUGACUUUAAUUCAGGUAAAUUCUGAGGUUACCUCAUCCGUACGAAUAGACGAAACUGUUAUUUCUGAUGGUGUUGACAAGCCACAUAGUAGCCUAGAGACAGAGACAGGAAAUCUAAGCAAAGACACCAAAGGCAACACUGAGUCAGUUUCUGGUUUGGUUACGGAUGACGCUAGCAUAAAGCAGAACUCUGGAUGUAGCAUUUCAGAGGGUGAUCCUUUGGAAUCGUUAAGUCUCCUGCCAAACAUGGCACCAGGACCGGUGCAUAAGAUUCGACGAGGGCUCUCGCCUGUUACUGAGACUUCCUCUCAUGAAGGUCCAGCUGUGGAGCCCUUUUCUGAGACUACAGAAAGUUUUCAACAGCCACACCAAGUCACACAAUCUUCAGAAACCACAUUAGAAUGUCAGGAGAUUUUGUUGAAUGACACAGACUGUGACAUCAGCACAAUAACAGGGAAUUCUGUUGGCAUCACUGCGGAGAUUUCGUCUUGCCAGAUUGAUGGGUCUCUACCUGAUGGAAGCAAGGAGGAGGUAGCCCCGAAUGAGAGGAUAAACAACCCUAAGGAGAUCUUUGAAGAGCCGGAAUCAGUUAAGGACAUUGUUGUCUCACAGUUGGAUGACAAAUCAAAAUCUUCUGAUGAAUCUUCUCUGCCUGUUGACUCGGAAACCUAUAUUGUAAGUGAUUUACAACAGGAUGUGUCUACAAUACUGCAUUCUGAACAUUGUGGAGCUGAUAUAAUCGUAGGAACUCCAUUCAAAGAAGAGGCAUCUGAAACGUUUGUUCAGCCAGAUUCUACGUCCAAACUGGUUGAGCAGAUUCCUGAGGAAUAUUCUGGAGAUACCACAAAUGAAAAUCAAAUUUGUGAACCAGGGGAACCAUCGGUUCUAGUGUCCACUUUGCAAGGGGAACCGGGAUUUAAGGAUGUUGAUCCAGAUGAACCUCUACAGGAAAGGGAAAUUGACUCUACUUCACAGGACACAAUCAGCGAGCUCCCUGAUCCGUCGAAAAUCACACACAAUGAUUGUCCUGAAUCCAAAGCACAGUUCCAGCUCCCUGAAUCCUCCAAGGAGAGUGCAAACACACCAUUAGAACCAACUGUUGAAUGUGUGAAUGACCUAGACCGGUCUUGUGCCUCACUCCUAACAGAAAGCCAAGGUGACAGACCUUCUGAGACACCCUUCACUGAUGGAGUAAAGAUCCCUGCUGUAAUUCCUGGUGGGGAUGAAUGUGAUGACCUGGCUACCGAUAUGUGCGAGACAACUGUCUCAGGGGACAGCCCGUGCUCUGCCAUAGACACCUCCAGUGGUUCAGCUCUGGAGAGCUCCUCCAUGUCUGACCCACUCAAUGCCUCAUCCUCAACAGCUGAGCUCACUUCCCCUUUGGAUAUUAAUAGUGGAUUGCACCAGGGUUUGGAACACACUUCCCCAGUGGAUAUAGACAAUGGUUUGUCUGAGGAACUGCAGCCUUCAGAAACACCUGAGAGCCUGAAUGGAUUACAUCAAUAUAUGCCUGAUUGUUUGAUGGAGCACAGUGAAACUCUUCAGAAAUGUGCUGAGGAACCACAUGUCGAACAAAUGACAGAUGACAGCACUUUAGCAGAGGAUGCGGUGGACGGACACCAAGACUCCUCAGCAGACAUAGCAAAUUCCGAAGCGAUCCACAGAGAGACAGAGACGUUUUAUCCAGUUGAUGCCAGUCGAGAUGCUGGACUUGAGGAGAAGAAAUCCACUUCAGUGAUUUCAGAAUUCCCCCCUUCGACACCCUCACCCGAGAGCGUACGUCACAAAGACUCGGCGAGCACCAUGCGAGGGUCCGCCAGCGAUGGCGACUCUCUGUUUAGUCAGGACUUGGGCGAGGACAGUGUUUUUAAUAAUAAGGCUGAGGACAGCGUCACAAUCACCAGCGGUGUGUCCAUGUCCUACUCGUCCUCCACAGAUGACACAUCCAGCCUCGGGACCCCUAGUGCCAUCUCUCAGGCCAGCACAGAAGCUCCUACAUCAGACCCCUGUCAGGAAAAGCCCACAUCUCCUGGAGCAUCAGGAGAAACAGAGGAGGAAGAGAAAAAGGACCGCUUGACAGAGGUCCCGGAGCGGUCGGCCAUUUUACGCACCUCCAUACGGUCCCUGUCCCCUUUCCGCAGGCACAGUUGGGGCCCAGGCAAAAAUUCAGCGGGGGAGAGUGAGAUUAGUCAACGCAGUACGGCUCGAGGUGAAGUGGAGCACAAGUCUGCGGGUCAUAGGAGAAGCAUGAGCUGGUGUCCUUCAGUUGUCCCGCGCUCAGAAAACGACGAAAUAAAUGGAAGAAGUUACAGCCUGGAAGGACUUGUAGCAGAGAAGGAAGGAAGGAAAAGCCUUAAUCAGUGCAUGGGGGAGGCCAGCCAGGAAACGAACUGUCCGUCGAAGCUGGAAAGAGAAGAGAGAGGCUCUCUUGUGUCCCUGACAGAAGAGGAACAGGAAUCAGACCUGGGCGACUGCAGCAGUUUGGACAGUCAGAAGUCCAUCCAGUCUGGACGAAGAUGUGUCCCACCUUCACAACCCUUUCUCACCAAGUCUGUCUCCAUGUUGGCCAUCAGUCACAAAGAUCUGGAUGCAAUCGGACGGCCGCGACCCAAGCGACGAAUCUCCUUCUCCUUCAGCAUCUCGCCCAUGCUCCCCAAAUCUAAAACACUCUUUUCUAUUGGCUCUUCAUCCAGUGAUGAGGAGGAGGCAGUCAGUACAUCAGGAUCGUUAGAGUACAGUAUAUCAGAGGAGGAUCCGGGGCCGUUGCGGAGUGACAGUGAAGGAAAAGUUGGAGGAACCAAAGUGAGCAGGACCUUCAGUUACCUCAAGAGCAAGAUGAGCAAGAAGAACAAGGAGAAGGACAAGAAUAAGGAGCGUGAGCGAGAUGCCAAAGACAAGGAGAAGAGAGCCUCAAACGGGCAUCUCUUCACUGCGGUCAUGACAGUACCCACAAUCCCCUGCCAGCAGUGCAACAAACCCAUCAACACUAGAGAUGCCUUCCUCUGCACCAAUUGCAAUGCACAAGUCCACAAAGGCUGCAGAGAGAGUCUUCCUGUUUGUGCCAAGGUCAAAAUGAAGCAGCAAAAACAGCAGCAGACCGUUCCAGAUUCUGCCUCGACGUCUGGUGUCACGCUUAGAAGUAAAACCCUGCCAGCACGGGAUCGUCCAUGGUCUGCCAUCUCCAUUCCCGAUGAUCAACCCGCUCCUCUCGCCCCUCCUCGGAAAAGCCCCAGCAGUAUCAUGUCUUUCAACAGCAACCCGCUGUCUAAGAGCAUGUCCAUUAAUAACAUUGCAGGACAAAUGGAAGACCCUCCUCUAAAGAGUCUGAAGUUUCUGUCCCAAUCGACUGACUCUCUUCACAAGACCAGUAAAGUCAGUGAGUCCACAGAAUCUCUUACUGAUGAGGGUACAGAGAUGAUGGACAGUCAGUUGAUGGGAGAGUUUGAAGCUGAUGCCAAAGAUCUGGAAGCAGAUUCAUGGAGUUUUACGGUGGACAAGAAAUUCCUGAAACAGCUUAAAAAGGAUGUUAUCAAGAGGCAAGAUGUCAUCUACGAACUCAUCCAGACAGAAAUGCACCACGUGAGGACCUUGAAGAUUAUGGCUGAUGUUUACAGUAAAGGGCUACUGAGAGAGGUUCAACUGGAGGUUCAGACUGUAGAGAAGAUGUUCCCCAUGUUAGAUGAUGUUCUGGACUUGCACACACAGUUCUUCUCACAGUUGCUCGAAAGGAAGAAAGAGUCAGGGAGCCAGGAAGAGGGUGGCUUUGUUAUCCGAAAGAUUGGUGAUGUGCUGGUCUCUCAGUUCUCAGGUUCCAGUGCCGAGAGAAUGAAGAAGGUCUAUGGGAAGUUCUGCAGCAGACACAAUGAAGCUGUGAACUUCUACAAGGAGCUUCACACCAAAGACAAACGUUUUCAAGCUUUCAUCAAGAAAAAGAUGAGCAGCCCUGUUGUCCGACGGCUAAGCAUUUCUGAGUGUAUAUUGUUAGUCACACAACGAAUAACAAAGUAUCCUGUCUUACUACAGAGAAUACUGCAGCACACGAAAGAAAAUGAAGACGACCAUGCUGAUGUAACCCAAGGUCUGAAGUUGGUGAAGGAGGUGAUUGCUGCCGUGGACAAUAAAGUGAAUGAGCAUGAGAAGAAAAAGAGGCUAAAGGAAGUGUACAGCCGGACGGACAGCAAGUCCAUCAUGAGGAUGAAAAGUGGGCAGAUGUUUGCCAGAGAGGAUCUGCUACGUGGGCAGAAGUUAAUUCACGAUGGGCCACUACAGCUCAAGAACUCUGCGGGCAGACUCAAGGAUGUCCAGGCUUUGCUGCUGAGGGACGUGAUUGUGUUCCUACAGGAGAAAGAUCAGAAAUAUAUUUUCGCAUCCUUGGACCAGCGCUCCACUGUCAUCUCCCUGCUGAAACUCAUCGUGAGGGAAGUAGCCAAUGAGGAGAAAGGAUUGUUCCUGAUAACGGCAGGCAUUGAGAAGCCUGAGAUGGUAGAAGUAUACGCCAGCUCUAAGGAGGAGAGGAACACAUGGAUGCAGCUCAUUCAGGAGGCCAUGCAGUCAAUGGAGGGAGAUGAUGAUGAAGGUGUGCCUAGUGAAAACGAAGAGGACAGAAGACUUCAAGAAAUCAAAGUCAAGGAGUUGAGAGAUCAGCUGCAUAAGAGGGAUGAGCAGAUCUUGACUUUACUGGAGGAGAAAGUGAAGUUGUUCAGGGACAUGUGCGACUGUGGCUUACCAGACGAGACCGUCCUUCGCAACCGAAUGCUCUUCAGGGCCACACCCAAUGACAUCACCAAAGGAGAACCAAUCAUGAAGGAGGCUCUGAAGGAAGUUGAAACAUUACAGGUUCUGGUAAACAACAGUCUAGGAGGAGCGGUGCAGGAUGGCGUAUGUGCAGCGGGGCCCGUGACUUUGCCACGACGGGCGGAAACCUUCGGAGGCUUUGAUAGUCACCAGAUGAACAUCUCAAAGAGUAAAGAUGGAGACAGAGAGGAGACGGAAGACUCCGCAGAGCUCCGCAGGUCUGAGUCAGACAGCGUUCUAAAGAAGGCAAGCAACGCCAAUCCCCUGCUCCUACUCAAGAGGAACAACGAGCAGGUUCUUCAGAGCGUCGCUCAGCUCCAUGACCUGCUGAACACAUUACAGGCUGUUAUCAUCCAGCAAGACACAUUCAUCGAGGACCAACGGCAUGCCCUCAGCGAACGCCCCCUGCCCUCUUCACGCCACCCAUCCGUCUCGUCCCUCAACUCCACCUCUUCCUCCUCCUCAUCACGGCCAAGCUCACUAAUUGAGCAGGAGAAACAGCGGAGCCUGGAGAAGCAGCGGCAAGAAGUCGCCAGCCUCCAAAAGCAGCAGGCCGCCCACGCCGAGGAGAGGAGGCGCAGGGAAAAAGAGUGGGAAGUGCGGGAGCGGGAACUGGCCCAGAGGGAAUCGCAGCUGCAGACCCAAGAGGAAGGGACACAGAGAAGAUGGAAAGAGCUGGAAGAGGAGAAGCAAGACCUGCAGAGUAAAAAAGAAGAGUAUCAGAGAGACCUGGCACGGCUCAGAGACAGCCAGAAGAGACUGGAAAGAGAACGAGAGCAAGUACAGAGAGAGGCAGAGCAGAUCAGACAAACCGAGGAGUUAAGGAAGAACCGAACCCCUUCCACCACAUCUGAGGAUUCCUCAAAGUUCCAGAGCACUGGUUCAUUGGACCGCGACCCCUCAGAGGUGGAGCUCUCCUCGUCCCCGUCUGCCAGAGACUUCCUGUCCCGCAUGGACUCCAAACGCAAAGGGAAGAACCUCAAUCCAUUCUCCUCCAAUUCAAGCCAGAAAUGCCAGAACAGCGAGGCGCAGAGCCAGGUCCCCAGCCGCCUGCUACAGCUGGCCAAACCCAAGGAGAAGAAGGACAAGAAGAAGAAGAAGGGAAAAGGGCAGCAGAGCCAGGCUGCAGAUUCUCAGAGCGCUGUGGUUCCAGGCUCUACCCCGGACGGAGAGAUCUUUUUCUGCUGAUUCGGCCCCCUCUUCAUCUUCCACUAUCCCACAAUGCCUCCAUGCAGGGCUGCUGGUCUCUGGUUGUGGACUUGUAAACCAGAGUAAGAAGCACAUACCUGUGGUCCCGAUGGGUGUCAGGCCUGGACAGGAAGUUUCCUGUGACAUGAUUUUCAGCGGCCAGCAUACUGCACAGUGCCUUCCAGGCCUCACAUACACCUAUGAACACUAGCAGGGACCUGGAGCACGAGUUUGGGGAACAGAUCAUGUCAGAUAAACCUACCGCGGGAACUUUCUCACACACAGACUUCCUGUAAAAAUCAAAAAGAGAUUUAUAACGGCAAGUGGCAUCACGCUGAGAGACAGCUGGCUUUCCAACGACAGCAAAAGUCAGUUUCUGAAGGACAUUUGACUAAUGAAGAUACUAAUAAUCAAAGUGAGUGAACUCAAAUUGCAGUUUGCAAUGCAGUGACUAAGUUUCUACAUAUUUCCAUCCUUUUCUUUCAACCCCGACAUGUUACAAUGUGCCUCACUAAUACUGGACCAGACUUGGUUUAAAUACAGUCCCAAGGUUUUAUUUCUUUUAAAAAAGGCCGCAAAAUACUUUUUAUGAAUAGAAGGGAUGCUUUGGAAAACAAUUUAGUGGGCACGACAGAAAUGGAAGUGCAAAAGAGUGUAACAAAUAUUGUCUCUUUUUUAUUUAUUUUUUUUAAAUUGUUUUUGUUAAUCACAUUUCCAUCCCUAAAUGACUGAAAAUUCAUGUUUCACUGAAAAAAAAAGUUUUGUUGUGACUCCAAAGGCUUCACAAACCCCACAGAAGUUGUUUUCUUUUCUUAUAAACCUCAAUGCAAUUUAAAUCCUUAGCACUUUAUAAGCACACGUCGAGUGGGAAAAAAUGGCUGGCUUUAAAACGAGACAAUCGAUCAGCUCCACUUAACUGGUAAACGGCCUCCUUUGUACGUGCGAGGUUUUAUUUGAUAAUCUUUUACUGUACCAUAUGAAUGUUAUGUAAAUUUGUUAAACCAAACACAAAGCUAGCUUUCAUAUUAAGCUACCAAAAGAGAGGGUGUUUUCAACUGCAGUAUUUUUUCUUUUUAAAGAUUAUUAAACACAAUUUGAACGAGAUGAGGGAUUCAACUUUAUGUAGGCUAACAAAUUCAAGUUGUAUUAGCUACAAAGUAUCGCAGUUAUACGCUCAAGCCAGAAAUGUCGAUUUGACAGGUAAAAGUAUGAUGGAUAUAGCCUACAUUGUGUUGGUGUAUUAAACGCUUGGUUUGUACCCUCAAAUAACUAGAUUUUAGCCAGUCAAAGCCCUCGCCUGCUGGCCAGGCUAACCGUUCUGUUGAACAUGAGGAAAUAUUUUAAAAAGAAAGGGGAAAUUGUGCAGAUAAAAAGUGUUAAUUUAAGCUUUCUACUCUGUUUUUUUUAUUUUCUUGCCAUUAAACUUCUACCUAACACGCCUCUCUAAUGCAUUAGAGUGAUGAAUGUCUCAUGAUUCAUUUAUCGAUCAGUUCCCUCUGCCCUCUUGGGAUUUAAUUUAUACGUCCGAGAGAUUUUUUUAUUACCCGUCAGCAUGUUCCCGCAGCUGCUGACGCUGACAUUCUGCAUGCUGGUACGUUAUGGUGCUAAACUGAGAAUUGAAAAGCCUUAACCAACAGAGGGCGCUGUGGCGAUGUUCAUCCGCUGUCAUUUCCCUUGUCUCUCCUGAAGCGUAACACACUUCAGACUUUACAAAACGCUUUGUUUUGUCGGAUAACUGAGUAAUGCUCACGUUCUUUAAGUAGCCUUACAUAUUCCCCAGAUCCUGCAGUGUUUGUCAGUUCUUUUUUAUCGCCAAAUCUUCCUUCAGGGAAACAGAUAUAACUCAAAAUGAAUUAUUACUAGCACAAUUAAAUAUGCUCGGAAGUAUUCUCGCUCAUUUGACUCAUUUUGACUGCACUAAAGAAGAAUCCAAAUCGUCACGUUAAUGCAAAUCAAACUUAUGUCUGCUUCACGCAAUGGACCCUUAUGUGGACACUGUAUUUAAAUUUCAUUUUUCACAAGUUAAAUUGAUUGUUCUGCUGACACAACAUUUAAAAUACAUUUCUCAAAAACCCCUGGAGUCAAAAAAUAAUGUUUUAUUAAAGUUACACUGGGCUUUUUCCCUUCACAGCCUCGUUUUCAUUCACGAAAAAUUUAACAUGGCGUCUACCAUCUUUAGGUCUGUGGUUACUAAGAGGUACCGUAAUUUCUUGUCCAAUUUUGUGUAAAAAAUGGGCAAAAUACCACAAAUUCUGUAAAUAUCUGUAAUGUAAAAAAAGAAAUUGAAAAAGUAUUAAUUAUGGAUUUUCUUUUUGUGCUUUGAUUUAAAGCUUUUUAUAACUAGCUUUAUUUAUCAGCAUUCUCGGUGUUAGAGAGAUGAAAAAUGUACAUAAAAAAAAUCUUAAUAAAAAAAAAACUAUGUACAUCA